Molecule: messenger RNA, 1685 nt
Organism: Paramecium pentaurelia
Lineage: Eukaryota; Ciliophora; Oligohymenophorea; Peniculida; Parameciidae
Source: the annotation of a GenBank genome assembly
UAUGCAAACAAAAGAAUAUGAAGCAGAGGAUGAUUUGUUAGGAUCUAUUCUAAGAAGUAAUAUUUUAGUUAACUUAGAUGAUGAUUACGAAGAAGUUUUUUCUAAUAACAGUAGUCCUUUAUGUAAUUAAGGGUUUAAAAGUGAUAGCAUUAUUGAGAAUGUAAGUUUUGAAUCCUUAUAAAAUAGGUUUCUACUUCAGAAAAACAUUAUUUUGAUAGUUUUAACAGAUCGUUUGAGCAGAUGUCUUUAGGAUCUGAUUAAGCUUAAAGUCCAAUGUCUAAUAAAGCUGUCUAUUCUUAGUAUCCUUAAAAUCAUUAAAAAUUUUCAAGAUAAGAUGAUAGAUAGAGUGUAUCAAUAAGUUUUGAUGGUCAUUCAUUUUCAACAUAAGAAAGUUCUAUCAAUUACAGAAAAAAUGGAAAUGAACAUUUUGGAUACUUAAAUAAACAUCAUAAUAGAUAGGUUGACUAUUAAGUCCCAUAUUCUCCAGGAGUAUUAAGACCUAAUGGAAUUUAUUAACCUGGAUUUAAUUAUUAAUAACCAUUGAAUGGAUUAGGUUUUACUGGAUAUUAAUAGGAAAGAUAACCUUUACAUGAUAUAAAUGAUGAUAUCUAAUUGACAAAUGAUCUAGUAAGAUUUUAUGUUUAAUUUAAAUAGGACAAUAUGUGUGGUAAUUAAAUGUUAUCAAGAAAAGUUUAAAAGAUAAUUGAACAUGGAAGACCAGAUCAAAGAGAAUUGAUUUUUAAUAAACUUGAGAGAUCUUGUGUUUAAUUUUCAAAAGAUGUAUUUGGUAAUUAUGUGAUGUAAAAGAUAUUUGAAAAAGGUAUUAAUAUAUAUAUUCUUUAAUAUUAGGUACUCCAAUUCAAUAAUUAAGAUUAUUUAAUAAAAUUAGACCUCAUGCUUAUGAAUUAUCUAAAAAUAAUUUUGGAUGUAGAGUUAUUUAAAAGAUUAUUGAAAUCAUAUCUAAUAAUGAGAAUUUAUAAGACUAAUUUAUUGAUUCAAUUAGACUUUAAGUUAAAUCAUUACUUUAUGAUUCAAGUGGUAAUUAUGUGAUUCUCAAAUGUUUGGAAGUAUUGAAAAAAGAAAAGAUAGAGUUUUUCUUAUAACCAAUUGAAGAUUCAACUUUAUUUUUAUGUUCAUCUUAAUAUGGAUGUAAAAUAUUGUUGAAAGCUCUUGAAUUGUAUUCUCCAAUUCAAACUGAUAAGAUAAUGACUACAUGUUUAUAACAUCAAUAAAAUCUAUGUUAAUAAGAAUUCGGAAAUCACAUCUUACAAUUUGCCAUUAAAAAUACACAUUAUUAACCAUUUGUUGUCAACUUUGUACUUUAACACUUUGAGAUAUUAUGUAUGAAUAAAUAUGCAAGUAAUACUGUUGAAAAGGUUGUGGAAGCCUCUACAAAUGAAGUAAAAUAGCGUAUCAUCUCUAUACUUAUUUCUUUUUCCUAAAUCAAUGGAUUGUAUUAUAAUAUAUUUAUUUAUAUAGAGUAACAUUUGUGAAUUUAUCUAUCAAUCCAUUUGGAAAUUAUGUUAUCAAGAAAAUGAUCAUUAUGUCAAAUCAGAAUAUUUUGUAACCUUUGAUAGACAUUUUGAGAUAAGAUUAAUAUCUGAUCACAGCAAUAAGAUCCUCUGAUUUUGGCUAAAGAAUAUAUUAGCUAAUCGAAAAGACCUUAUUAAUGUACAAAUCAUGAA